Messenger RNA from Macadamia integrifolia, 1942 nucleotides. Its product is annotated as pectate lyase-like. The record is from RefSeq and is a predicted model, not a curated record. Gene Ontology annotation, molecular function: pectate lyase activity. The coding region runs from base 340 to 1653 and encodes 437 amino acids. Lineage: Eukaryota; Viridiplantae; Streptophyta; Magnoliopsida; Proteales; Proteaceae. The transcript is spliced from 3 exons.
CUGGCCGACAUGAAGAAUUAAGAAAAGGGAAAAGAAAAAAACCAAGGGACGAGAGAGUUAUUGGUCAGGUGGAAGGCCUCACUUGUCGCCCCAUUUCUCACCCUCUAGUCUUUAUUCUCUGUUUUGGGCUCUCCGUUGCCAGUAUAUAUAAAGCAGAGAGAUAAUGCUCGGAAGAAUGGUUUCGCAGUCCACGUAAACGUAAACAAUGAGAAGAAUGGUGUAAACUAAGUGUAGGUUCAAUUUCUUGGUUUCGCCUUGGUCUACUCUUUUAUCUGUGAAUCUAUCUCACCGAUACUAAAGGGUUUAUUCCUAGAGAGAGAGAGAGAAAGAGAGAGCAAAAUGGAGUUACCUAAGCCCAGCAUCUUCUUUUUGUUCUUCGCUCUGUUCACCCAUGCCGUGAGGGCUCACAUCGCAGACUUCGAUGAGGUGUGGCAGGAGCGAGCCAAAGAGGCUGAGCAGCGCACCAUUCACAACUAUGAACCCAACCCUGAGGCAGUCACCAGUCAAUUCAACGCACAUGUAGACAAGGCAUUGAAGAGGGCUGCGAGAAACACAACGAGAAGGUCGUUGAGUAGCCACGUAGGGCCAUGCCUGGCGACCAACCCAAUAGAUAGGUGCUGGAGGUGCCAACCCAACUGGGCCAAGAAUCGAAAGAGGUACACCAAGUGCGCGUUGGGCUUCGGCAGGAAAACCAAGGGUGGCAAGAACGGCCGCAUCUAUGUCGUCACUGACCCUUCCGACUCCGACAUGGUCAACCCAAAGCCCGGCACUCUUCGCUACGGCGUCAUCCAAAAGGAGCCACUCUGGAUCAUCUUCGCCCACGACAUGGUCAUCCGUCUCAGCGAGGAGCUUAUGAUAACCUCCCACAAGACCGUCGACGGCCGUGGCGCCCACGUCCACAUCGCCAACGGCGCUGGCAUUACUCUACAGUUCGUCGACAACGUCAUCCUCAGUAACCUCCAUAUCCACGACAUCUACGCUAGCGGUGGCGGCCUCAUCCGUGACUCUGUCGACCACUACGGCCAGCGCAGUGGUAGCGACGGUGACGGCAUCUCUAUCUUCGGCUCCACCAACGUCUGGGUGGACCAUAUGUCCAUGUCCCGUUGCAAGGACGGCCUCAUCGAUGCCAUCAUGGGUUCCACCGCCAUUACCCUCUCCAAUAACCAUUUCACUAGCCACAACGAGGCGAUGCUGUUCGGAGCAAGUGACAGCUACGCUGCUGACGAGAAGAUGCAGAUCACGGUAGCAUUCAACCACUUCGGGAGGGGAUUAGUUCAGAGGAUGCCGAGGGUCCGAUGGGGAUUCGUCCACGUUUUGAACAAUGAUUACACACACUGGCUAAUGUACGCCAUUGGUGGCAGCCAACACCCAACCAUCAUCAGCCAAGGCAACCGCUUCAUCGCUCCACCCACAGCGGCAGCAAAGGAGGUGACCAAGAGGGAUUACGCAGGGGAGGAUGUUUGGAAGAACUGGUGUUGGAGAUCUGAGGGUGAUCUGAUGAUGAACGGUGCCUUCUUCGUGCAAUCGGGAUCCCCAUUCAAGAAGAAGCUCUUCUCAAACAAAGACUUGAUCAGGCCAAAGCCCGGCACCUUUGUCACUAGGCUAACCCGCUUUGCUGGUGCACUCAACUGCAAGAUCGGCAAGCCUUGCUAAAUCGGUUCUUCUUCUUCUGCUGCUGCUUCUUCAGACACUUCACCUUAGAAGCCUACCGUGCUUAAACAAAGAGCAACUGUGUAGGUGCAUGUGUAGGUCAGGGAUAAGUUCAGGACCUUUAGUUCAUUGAGGAUGUGCUUCUUCUUCUUCCUAAGUUUGUUUUUAGUUUCAAGGAAAAAAAAAUUAAUCAUAAAGAAAUAAAAAUGGAAACAAGAGGGAAAAAAGAAUGUAAAUAGAUAUUAAUUGGUAUCAGCUACUGAUUCAAUUUAUUGGUUUUAUAUUACUGUUA